AUGCCUCGAGCAGAAGCAGGCAGCAUCAAAGCCGUAUCGAACAGCAUCAAAGCCAAAGGAUUGACCAAGCUACGUUUCUACUGUCAAAUUUGCUCCAAAGCUUGCAGAGACGAGAAUGGCUACAAGAAUCACAUCGAAAGCGAGAGCCAUCUGAGACAGAUUGCGGCGAUUGGAGGAGGAAGCAAUGCGGCAAAGACCAUCGAUCGAUUCUCGGAUCAAUUCCAAAAGGAAUUUGUGGCGCUGCUGAGUAGGAGGUGAGUGUGGUGCGCCGUUUGGUUCGGCGCGUCGGUCGUGUCGCGUUGGAAUGUGGAAGAGAUCACAUGCUUGGCUGACAGCGCUUCACCUUCACUCGUGGUGCGAAUGUAUGCGCUGCAUUUGCAGAUUCGGCACGCGCAGAGUUCGAGCGAAUCAAGUGUAUCAGGAGUACAUUCAAGAGCGACAUCAUCUUCACAUGAACGCGACGCAGUGGCAAUCCUUGUCGCAAUUUGUAAAGCAUCUGGGAAGGGAAGGCAUUGUGAGAGCAGAAGAAAACGAAAAAGGCUGGUGGAUAGAGUGGGUGGAUAAUUCGCCGGCUGCAUUGGCUAGACAGGAUGCCCUGCUGAAGAUGAACAGGGCCAAGGUGGAUGAGGAGACGAGGGAGAGGAAGUUUUUGAAGGAGCAAAUCGAGAGGGCUAGAGCGGGUGGUGGAGGUGGAGAAGAGGAGGCGAAAGAUGCGGAGCAGAAGCAACAGCAAGCCGAUAGUGGCAGACUGGAGCUCCAAAGAGAUGGAAAUGCGCCCAUCAAGAUUGCAAUCGGCCUGAGAGCCAAGGUGGCGGAAGGAGAAGCAGACAGUGAGCCCGAUGCACCCAGCGCUAAUCAAUCGGUCGACAGCGGCUCCAGUUCCAAUGCGCCAGCAGGCACAUCGGUCAGCUCGACCUCGGCAGCCAAGCCGUUCAAGCUAG
Messenger RNA from Ceraceosorus bombacis, 941 nucleotides. Lineage: Eukaryota; Fungi; Basidiomycota; Exobasidiomycetes; Ceraceosorales; Ceraceosoraceae. The record is from the annotation of a GenBank genome assembly.